AUGAAGCUCGGGGGGGUAUUCAAUGAGGAGAUCCAGAUGGCGAGUGCACAGAUACGGAGCAGGAUAAGCAUCACCAUGCAAAGAACGGGCAGCGCAAAGCUCCUUCCCCAACCUGUUUGUCGCAGGGGAAGGGAAAGGACUAUCCACGCACUUUCAAUCGCUCAGAAUCCCCUCAGCGACGCCCAUCCCAACAUGUUCGCUCUGAAUCUUCUCACCCACGCUCUCCUCAACACAUCAGGCCCUCAAAGUCCCCUCGUCGAUACCCAUCAUCUGGAGGAGUUUCUGCUGUUUGAACGGUUCAAAGACGCUCACCUGCACGUCACUCACGUCGUUCCUCUCGUUCAACAUCUCCACAUCGACAACAAUCAUCUCAGCAAGUCAGAUAUCCAUGCGCUUCAUCAUCGCGUACACAGUCUCCUCUUUGGCGCCCAUCUCGACCAGUCACUUCUUCAAGUCGCAGUCACACGCAGCCCACCUCUCGUGGAUGCUCUCCGUCACGCUCUCCAUCUGACUCUACUCUGGCUGCAGAAGACACUCGUCGAUCUGGCAACAGCAAACGGAAGGUUACUUUCUGGAGUACGACACAGAUAUGUGCCGGCUGAGCUCAAAAAAAUCAUCAUCUCCAUCACAAAAAGGGCAUAUGAUAUCUUCCCGCAGGGCUCCGCAAUGCGAAAGGAGGAGGUUCAAAAGCAGGUCACUGCUGCUGCUACUAGGCUCCUCAAGAGCGGUGACUACCUCCGGCUCCCUGACUCGUCUAGUGGACAAUUCAUGAAUUUCACAGCGCAGGCUCUCAGGGACGCGUGUCUCGAAUUUUACUACUCUAACAGCAAGAAAGCAUUGAAGAACACGAACAAAUUCCACCGCACGAUCCCCAUCAAUGUGAUGCUUCUUGUAGCAGCGGUGUUGAAGGGUGUUAUCUCUGGCUUUCAGGAGACCGGCACUGACAAGGUUCCUGUUCUAACCACUGAACAGUGCAGGACCCACUUCGUCAAUUUACGCAAAUCAGUUGACAUGCUGCUUGACAUCCCGGAGCGCCGCUGUGGAGAAAGGCUCAAGUCGGAAGGUGCACGAAGGCGCGCGGGAACGCGCGAGGCUGAUGUGAUGAACGCGCGGAACACGCGAGCCGUGCGGAAGGGUCGGAACGCGCGCGUGAGUCCAAGUAAGGGAAAAGUCGCUAUGCAAGCUCUCAGGGUAUUGAGACGUAAGGGAAGCGGAUAG
This is a messenger RNA of Suillus clintonianus, 1218 nucleotides long. RefSeq lists its product as uncharacterized. The record is from RefSeq and is a predicted model, not a curated record. NCBI's taxonomy places the organism in Eukaryota, Fungi, Basidiomycota, Agaricomycetes, Boletales, Suillaceae. Bases 1 to 1218 code for a protein of 405 amino acids. The transcript is spliced from 9 exons.